AUGUCGACACUCGACUUCCAAUUUGAUGACUUGCCUGCUGAUGAAGAGCCACAAGAUGUCAGCCCGAUCGCUGGCCCUGCAGGGGGCUCCAAUUCGUCCAUCUCUAGCUUGGCCCAGUCGGACCGUACGCCGAUAGCAAAGGGAAAGAGACGACGGCUGAGUGUGCACUAUGCGGACGAGGAGGGGGAGGAUGACUUGCAUGCCCACGACAUGGAGGCGUCACGCUCAGACCAGUCGCAUGGCAUGUCGAGCCCAAUGGCGAGACUAUGGACGCACGCAAAUGAUCGCACACCCCAUAGGACUCACUCGGAAGGCGAUCACAGCUCGACCAGUAACGGCACUUCGAACGGAUCCCCGUCCAGCCAACAGGUAGCCCGCAAUGGCAUAGAGAUCAGCAGUCCCUCUGGCACGCGACGGAUGUCCAUGGACGGCGCAGAUGACGAUCACGGGCUCAGCACGCCUACAGACCUCAACAAGUCUAGCCAUCUCUCGCCGAUGAGCAUAUCGCCCCGUCGAGGGAGGAGCUCAAAUACAAACUUGAGCUCAUCGCCUGCGCGGUCCACUGCGCUCGCAGCUGCAUCGCCUGCUCAUCCAAAGAUGCUGCUCGGAUCGCCGAUGGGCAGUCCGACAGGCCAUGCUUUUGACGUCGUCCACGCCUCAAGGGCGGCCGUUCCGCCACAUUUGGCGGGCAGUCCGGCCAGGCGAGCUUCUUCGCCUAGCAGACUCGGCCCGCCGAACGGUCUGCUCUCGCCUCGGUUCGGUCCUGCACAUGCUUCACCUGUGCUUUCGCCUCUGCAUAGCUCGUCAAUGCCCAACUUUGGGUCAGCCCGACUAUCGCCCUGUGCGAUAGAUAUACUGGCGGUAGAUGACCCUAAUGAGCAUUGGCCGGAUGAGCAUAGAAUCGGGCCUGCCCAUUCCUCGCCCUCACACGCGCCAGCCUCUCCUGGCUCGCUCAACUUGCCGGGUCCGUCCUCACUUGUACCGCCACUGACGCUCACUCCGCCGCUCUCGCCUCAUGAGGAGCCUGAGAAAUUACUGCAAGACAGUCCGGCGCAGCCUGGCAAGCUAUCGCCAACGCUUGAGGGCGACGCGACUGUCGCGUUGACUGCCAGGGGUCGGACCUUAUCGCCGACCGGCGAAAAGAGACGACACCGGCGAACGCCUUCAUCCUCUUCGCCCGCAGGUAGCCCCGUCGAAAGCUUCCUCGAUACAUUCACACCAACCGAGGACAGCAGUCAUGCUGCAGCUUUGCUCUCUUCCAGCCCGAUCCACUCGGAGCCUCCGCUAAACGAGCAGCGCGCAACCUCGCCUGUUCAUAGCGAGCCUCGCGCUAUUGUUUCUCAUCCUGGGCUUGAGAUGCCGCCGCCUUCAGGCUGGGAUCUGUCCGAAGAUACGGAUGACUCGCCGACAAGCAGUCCAAUUCAGACAUCCGCUGUGCUACAAGCUCAGCCUGAUCCCCAUCAGCAGAUCGACUCUAUCGACCCCUCAGAACUGACUGAGCCAUCUUUCUCUUUCCAAGCGCUGGCAGAGACAAGCGAGCCCACCAUGUCUGAUCUGUCCGAUACCGGUCUCGAUCUUGAGGACGAGAGCCUGAGUAUUCUGGAACGCGUCUUUCUCUAUGCGAAAUCAGAGAAUGCCUUUACUGUCGCGCAAGCGCUAGCGGAAUGGCUCGAAGAAGUCGAUAUCUGCGAAAGCGUCGAGUUCAUCUUGCCACUGCUGAACGGUCUUGCGCAAGACGAGGAAGAUGUCAGAAUAGGACUCGCACGAACGCUCGACAAGAUUCUGCUGUACUACUUCACUCGAUGUCCGCUGGCUGAGCUCGAUAUGCCCGAGUCGGCCCCUGCGAGCACUCCUGCUGCAGGCACCUCAAAGCCAAUCGAAGGAGGGCGACCCCCGAGCCUGUUGGAUGUUGCCCACAUGCGCGACGCUGUUCAUAGCAGCGAUCAGGUCUCGAUUGGCACGACCUCCUCCUCUUCCACACUUGUAGGCUCGUGUGGCAAUUCUACCGCGGAUGACACUCCGAAGACGGAGCAUCAAUUAGAGGACAUCACACCUCGCAAGAUCGUCGCUCGUUUGCCAACAGUCUCGGUCGGAGCCUUCACGCAGCUCUUGCUCGGUCUGUUGACGGACGAGCUCAAUGAGAUUUCCAGCUCUGCCCAAUCUGCGCUCAUGCGUUUCUUAUGCCAACUUUGCGGCCGGGAAUACGAAGAGCCUGCGUACCCCCCGCCGGAAAUACCAUCGUUCGCUGCGCACGCUCCAGAGGAGCGAAGCCACGCGCAUCCGCCGUACAGCGUGAGCUCGGAAGCACAGGAGCUGAUAAAAACAACGAUCGCACUCGAUGUCGUUCUGACACUGCUGCAAGCAGAUCACGAGAAUGCAGCAUCUUCUCAGAUGCAAGGUGUAGAACUAUCGAGUCCGCCGGCGCAUGAUGCCAUACACCUCGACGAUCGCGCACAGUCGCCAAGUGCAGCCUCUCCGGCAACCAGCGAGCCUGAGCUCAAUCUGGCAGACCCUGCCGAGCUUUACUAUCGACAAGAUCCUCAUACGGUGAAGAACGAGGAUGGUCACACCUUCGAAGUGGUCCAGGCCGAGAUCAUGGGCUUGCAUUUGCUACAUUCAGUGGCGGACAUCGAAAUAUUUGAAGGCGCCUUCCUGGCUACCAACUUUAUGCGCGAUGUUUUCAUGCUUGCCCAACGUCAGCAUCCCAGUACAAGGCUGCUUGCUAUAUCUACUAUCGGCGCACUAGCACGCACGAUACCUCGGGAACAGGUCACAGAUGCCGUCUUGCCGCUACAUCAUAAGCUAGGCUUCGACAAUGACCCGCAGACGCGAAGGGCAGCCUGCUUAAUACUUCCCGAGAUAUGUAAGCGGCUCGACUUGCAUGGCCGAUCCGCAGAAGUCCAGAGGGCUUGCGAUAGCUGCAUCACCGACGCGUCCGCAGACGUGCGCAUCGGCCUUCUGGAGGUCGCUGGCCAACUUAUACAUCUGUUCGCCGAAGCGAGUGACCGCGUGCCGCAGCAACUCUUGCAGUUCUACUUGGCUGAAGACGACAGACCACCUAGGCAGGAAGCAGACAUGGAUACAUCAGAGGAUACCCCCUUUGCCCCGCUUGUGCCUUCCUUCGGCGAAGACGAGACCGCGUCAAGCAGCAACGGGGGUGACCAGUCUCCUUGGGCAGCAGAACAUGCGUUGAUAAACGCAUUCAAGUCUUCUCGUCGGAGCUACGAGCGUUCCAUCAUCUGCGCCUUCAACUUCCCGGCCGUGAUUCAGACUUUGGGUAGAGACCGGUGGCCAGAAGUCCGAGAAUUUUAUCUCGAACUUGCCCGCGAGAGUCAGAUGGGCGUCAGACGAAGUCUCGCCGCUUCUAUCUUCGAAGUCGCACGCAUUGUUGGCCCAGUGAUCACCAACAGUGACCUGGUCGAACCCUUCUCAGCGUUCGUAACAGUAUCAGACGAUGCCCAGGCAUGCGUUCUAGAGCACUUUGGCGACUUCGUGUCUAACCUGACGCCAGAGACAGCCAGCUCGCAGAUAGCCAUGCUGAUUACUGUGCUCAAAGGCGACAGUACCCCUGCAUGGCGAGUGAGGCUGGCAAUUGCGAGCCAACUAUCCGCUAUCGGAAAUGCCUACGGACGAGGAGGUGCUGAUGACCCAUGGUGGCACCUGAUCUCGACAUGCCUGGUCGAUGAGGUUUCCGACGUACGGGUUGAGACUGCCAAUGCGGUCGCUCUCAUGCUUCUGCAUGCCACCGAUCAGAAUUUAGCCUCGCGGUUGAUACGCAGUCUCCAUCUUGAACUUGUCAGCGAUGCUUCUUACCGGCGACGCAUGGUAUCGCUACUCCUACCGCGCGCAUGUCUUCACCAUCUAAUGCCCAUCGCGGACUUUAUGCGGUAUUUUUGUUCAACCCUCUUGCAGCUUGCUCAAGAUCGCAUCGUGGAUGUGCGAUUAGCCACCGCUCGCAUCGCGCUCACAUUAUGCGAGGAGGUGAAUCGGAAUUCCACCGAAAGUGACCACGAUGCCAUAAGCGAGCUGCUCGACUGCUUGCGUGACGAUACGUCAGCGACCAUACGUGAAUUGUUCGACGGGGUGCGAUUAUGGACUCCCCCGGGCUCAGGGCCUUCUACGGCAUUUGACUCGCGAGCUGCCACCACUAGCUCGUUCGACGACGAUGACGACGAGCUGCUCAAUUUGCCAGACGACCUCACCGACUCUGCUAUCCGCGAAUUAGAUGCAAACGAUGAUGCCUUGGCCGAGGAUGCGCAGAUCGAGACCAAAUUUACCGAUAGCGAUGACGAGUCGGACACAUCAUCUGUGCUUACGAUCGCGCUUGACAAGACACAUCACGCUGCAGAUGACUUGCCCGAUGAUGUCAAUUCCAAACGAUGGAUUCCACCGCGUCAGACGGAAAUCGAUGGCUUCGUGCAUUUAGAUUCAGCGAGCUUGUAG
This is a messenger RNA of Mixia osmundae IAM 14324, 4443 nucleotides long. RefSeq lists its product as uncharacterized. Gene Ontology annotation, molecular function: protein phosphatase regulator activity. Lineage: Eukaryota; Fungi; Basidiomycota; Mixiomycetes; Mixiales; Mixiaceae. Gene Ontology annotation, biological process: protein dephosphorylation. The coding region runs from base 1 to 4443 and encodes 1480 amino acids. The record is from RefSeq and is a predicted model, not a curated record. The transcript has 4 exons.